AUGGCGAAUGGACGCGUGAAGUUGGGUCGAGGGCAGACCAGCCAGUGUGAAGCCAAAUACUGCCUGCCCUUCACCGCUUCACCAAUCGCAUCACCUCAAGAAUCGCAUCACCUCAAGAAUCGCAUCACCUCAAGAAUCGCAUCACCUCAAGAAUCGCAUCACCUCAAGAAUCGCAUCACCUCAAGAAUCGCAUCACCUCAAGAAUCGCAUCACCUCAAGAAUCGCAUCACCUCAAGAAUCGCAUCACCUCAAGAAUCGCAUCACCUCAAGAAUCGCAUCACCUCAAGAAUCGCAUCACCUCAAGAAUCGCAUCACCUCAAGAAUCGCAUCACCUCAAAGUCGCUCUCAGCACCAUUUCCCACUUUUCAAGGCCGGAUGAUCUUUGACGGCUCAGGUCACCUUAUUGGUCAGCGUCACGAAAAUCCUGCCUGGACGGGGUCCUGGCAUUGGGUUCGCGAAUGA
This is a messenger RNA of Penicillium angulare, 462 nucleotides long. RefSeq lists its product as uncharacterized. The record is from RefSeq and is a predicted model, not a curated record. The coding region runs from base 1 to 462 and encodes 153 amino acids. The transcript has 2 exons. NCBI's taxonomy places the organism in Eukaryota, Fungi, Ascomycota, Eurotiomycetes, Eurotiales, Aspergillaceae.